Lecanosticta acicola is the source of this 1941-nucleotide messenger RNA. Lineage: Eukaryota; Fungi; Ascomycota; Dothideomycetes; Mycosphaerellales; Mycosphaerellaceae. The record is from the annotation of a GenBank genome assembly.
AUGGGAGGUCUCAAUGUCGUGGCUCUCAUUUCGGGUGGCAAAGAUUCCCUCUUCUCCGUUUUGCACUGCCAGGCCAACGGCCACCAGGUGAUCGCUCUUGCCAACCUGCACCCUCCACAUGACAGCGAAUCCGGACCAUCCGAGGACUUGGAGAGCUACAUGUAUCAGACCGUCGGUCACGCAGUCAUUCCGCUGUACGAGAAAGCGCUUGCUCUGCCCUUGUAUCGACAGGAAAUCACGGGCUCGGCGGUAAAUCAGCAGAAGAGCUACGGGCCUGCUACCGCCAUCGACGGAAGCUCCGAAGACGAAACCGAAUGCCUAUUGCCCCUCUUGCGGAAGACCCUGGCUGCACACCCAGAGAUAAAUGCCGUAAGCACCGGUGCCAUCCUAUCCGACUACCAGCGCACUCGUGUGGAAUCGAUUGCUCUUCGACUUGGCCUCACUCCUCUUUCCUAUCUGUGGCAGUGGCCCACGCUGCCCCCUCAGACGCAAACUUCCCUAUUGGAAGACAUGGCAGCUAUUGGCCAAGAUGCGAGGAUUAUCAAGGUCGCCUCUGGCGGGCUCGAUGAUAGCUUUCUCUGGCAGAAUGUAGCAGAUCGUCUUACGAUUAACCGACUCUCAAAAGCUGCUGAACGGUUCGGACAAAUUGGAGACGGUGCUGUACUCGGUGAGGGUGGCGAGUACGAGACUCUUGCCAUCGAUGGCCCUGCUCCGCUUUGGAAAGGACGCAUCGUCGUCCCAGAGGGCCAUGUCAGUUCCGUCCAAGGUGAAGCCGGCAGUGCAUCCAUCAGACUGCGCAAUCCUUCGUUCGUUCCUCACGACUCGGAAGCACAACCGGCCAAUGGCGUCCGCAUUCCGCUUGUUCUAGAGCCGCGAUUCCAGGUGAUGGCAGAGGAUAUCCUAUCUGAAUCCAAAGAUCAGCUGGAGAAGCAACCGCCUCUGGACUUGGCCAUCUCAGUGCCUAAAGAAUCUACUAAUUGCGCUACAAUCCUUUCUGGUGUAACGGCACCCGGCAUUGAUGCCGCAGAGCAGGCACGUGGUAUCAUGGAUCAAAUCACCAGCGACUUGAAGAUCCAGGGCCAUGAAGCCAGCGACAUUGUCUACACUAUCAUCGUACUUCGUAGUAUGUCGGACUUUGCAGCCGUCAAUGCUGUGUAUGGCAGUUGCUUCACGAAGCCAAACCCACCAGCUCGUCUGACGAUAGCCUGCGCCGAUGUCUUACCUCAGAAUGCUCUCCUAUCAAUCAGCACGAUCAGUAGCAAAGCUCGUCGCGAGGGCAUGCACGUCCAAUCAAGAUCCUACUGGGCUCCAGCGAACAUAGGACCAUACUCGCAAGCCAUCAAGAUCUCGUCUGAGCCAGCAGCAUCCCCCAUUGCUGGUUGCGUCUACAUUGCAGGGCAAAUUCCGCUUACACCAGCCUCUAUGGAGCUUCCGCCUCCGUCACCUUCACCACAGGAAACUUUUGCUCACCAAGCUGUCCUGGCGUUACAGCAUCUGGAUCGCAUCGGGCGGGCUAUGAAAGUAAAACAAUGGGUCUUCGGCAUCGCAUUUGUCACGGCGCCCACGGAAAAAGCAGCACUAUCAACGAGGACAAAAAUCUUACGCCGCGCAUGGCAAGGAUUUCACCAGCCCCAAUCUGCCGGCAAGAGCUCUUCAGAUGAUUCCGAGUGCGAGGAUUUCGACGUUUGGCACCUGACGCAUGGCUCUUCAGCUGCUCCUUGGCGGGUCGACAACAGAGCAGAAGAAGUCAAGAUGAGUGAGACCGGUGGAAGUAUACCUCGUCUUGUGGUCAUACAGGUUGACAGUCUACCCCGAGGCUCAGAUGUCGAAUGGGUUGGGCACGGAAAGAGUAUUCCCGGUGAAGAUUCGUCUGUGCCACUGCAUGUGCGGAGCCUGCUAUAUGCUUUUCGGACUCGGAUCCUUGCCGAAGAGGCUGACUGA